CGUCCGCGACGGAAGCCGGCGAGGUUUCGAGUCGCGCGUUUCGCCGCGACUAUGGCGGCGCACUUGAAGAAGCGGGUGUACGAGGAGUUCACUAAAGUGGUGCAGCAACAGCCACAUGAAGAGGUUCCAGCCAAGAAGCUCCGACUGGCAAAGCCCAGUAAAUCUGCAGCCCUCCACAUUGACCUGUGCAAAUCCACAAGCCCCACUGAAGCGUUGCAGUACCUUCUACAGUUUGCAAAGAAGCCCGUGGAGGCUGAGAGCGUGGAGGGAGUGGUACGGAUCCUCCUUGACCACUACUAUAAGGAGAACGAGAGUUCGGUCAGACUGAAGAUUGCUUCCUUAAUUGGGUUACUGUCGAAAACACCAGGCUUUCUGCCUGACUGCAUUGUGGAAGAUGUUAUCGUCGCCCUUAACAAUGAAAAAUCUCACCAUGUCCUCGCCCAGUUAUUGGACACUGCCUUGGUGAUUGGCAUUCAGCUACAAGACAACCUGCCUCUCGGUUUUCGUUUAGUUGAGAUUGGUUGUAAGCACCUGGCAGACACGUCCCACGUGGUACGGAACAAAUGCUUGCAGCUGAUUGGUUGCCUGGGGCCCCUCGAGAGGCUGGGGGCAAAGGAGCUGGAGAACGUGGCUGCCAAAGACGUGCAGAAGAUCAUCAGUGAAUCGUUCACCGACCAGGAUCCCCGGGUCCGAACAGCAGCAAUGAAAGCCAUGUUACAACUCCACGAACGGGGAAUGAAGCUGCAGCAGACCAUCUACUCUCAGGCUUGCAAGGCACUAUCGGAUGACUAUGAGCAGGUCCGUUCUGUGGCUGUGCAGCUCGUGUGGGUUAUCAGUCAACUCUACGCAGAUAGUAUCGUCCCCAUUCCCUCAUCUAAUGAAGAGAUCCGUUUGGUCGAUGAUGCUUUUGGGAAGAUAUGCCACAUGGUGAAUGAUGGAUCCUGGCUCGUGAGAAUCCAGGCGGCCAAAUUGCUGGGUUCCAUGCACCAGGUCAGCGUGCAAUUUUUGGAGCAAACCCUCGAUAAGAAACUGAUGUCCGAUCUGAAGAGAAAGCGCAGUGCCCACGAGCGGGCGAAGGAGCUGUACACAUCUGGCGAGUUUUCCAGCGGACGGAAGUGGGGUGACGACGCUCCGAAGGAAGCAGUGGACACCUACACAGUCAACCUGAUAAACUCAGGUGCUUGCGGAGCAUUCGUUCAUGGGCUGGAGGAUGAAAUGUACGAGGUCCGUAACGCAGCGGUGGAGUCCCUCUGCAUGCUGGCUCAGGCCUCUGCAUCCUUUGCAGAAAAGUGCCUUGACUUCUUGGUGGACAUGUUCAAUGACGAAAUCGAGGAGGUGAGGCUGGGUUCGAUUCACGCUCUGCGCAAGAUUUCUGUCCACAUCCGCCUGCGCGAGGACCAACUGGAUACAGUGCUGGCUGUGCUGGAGGACUCUUCGCGUGACAUCCGGGAAGCUUUACACGAGUUGCUGUGCUACACAAAUGUGUCCACAAAGGACGGUAUUCACCUGGCUCUGGUGGAACUACUGAAAAAUCUGGCUAAGUAUCCAACCGAUCGGAACUCAAUCUGGAAAUGCCUCAAGUAUCUGGGCAGCAGGCAUCCCACCCUGGUUUUGCCUCUCGUUCCUGAACUGCUGAGUACACACCCGUACUUCGACACCCCAGAACCGGACAUGGACGACCCGGCUUACAUUGCAGUGCUAGUUUUGGUGUUCAAUGCAGCCAAGACCUGCCCCACAAUGUCUGCACUCUUCUCAGACCACACGUUCCGUCACUAUGCCUACCUACGUGACAGCCUGUCUGAUUUGGUGCCUCCGCUCCAGUUGCCAGGCAGGAAAAUGGUGUCGGUCUCGGAUUCCUCCAACCACGCACUGAACGAGGACUCGUCCCGCCAGUUUGUGCAGCAGAGCCUUGACCGGGCUCAGACUAUCCAACAUCUGGAUACCCAGGGAGCUCAAGACCUUCUGAAGCUAACAAUUCGUGACCUGCAGAGACUGGGAGAGCUACAGCCAGAGUUGUCGGGGAUCGCUGAGUUUUCAGCCACAUACUUGCAGUGCCAGCUCCUCCUCAUGAAGUCUCUCCAGGAGAAGGUGUGGAACGUGGCUGCUCCGCUCUACCUCAAGCAGAACGUCGUGGCAGCUUCUGCGGCCAAACAGAUUCUGGAGCACACCUACAAGCUGGAGUUUCUGUACAGUGGCCUGGAGAGCCGGCACGUUGCCCUCAUUCACCACAUGCGGCUUCAGGCCAAAGCGCUACAGCUCAUACUGACGGCUCGCACCAGCCGAGGGAUGGAAACUCUGAUAAACCUGUGUGAGAAGUUCCUGCAGGAGCUGGAGAUGUUCCCCAGGUACUUUGCGGCAGAGCUGCAGCACCUACAGGAGAGCUUUGUGGAGAAGCUGCUGGACAUUCUGCCCAGGCUGAUGGCCUGCAAGCCCAUGGAGGUGGUGAAGAUUCUGCAGACCACUCUUCGGCACAGCAACUUCAUCCUGCUGAAGCUACCGGAGCAGCUGUACAAAGCCUCGGCAACCAUCAUUGAGCCCACUGGAGAGUCAGACAACCCCCUACGGUUCACAUCCGGCCUGGUGCUUGCCGUAGACGUGGACUCCACGUUGGAACACGUACAGGAUCCGCAGUCCACCAUUAAAGUGCAGGUCACCUAUCCUGACGGCCAGGCCCACAUAAUCCAUCCCAAACCAGCGGAUUUUCGAAAUCCUGGGCCUGGAAGACACAGGUUGAUUACUCAGGUCUAUCUUUCCCACACGGCGUGGACAGAGCCCUGCCAGGUGGGAGUCCGCUUAUUGCUGGCUUACAGUUCCAGUAAGAGCCAGGCAGCCAGCCCUAGCGCCCUCUCCAGACCAGCCUGGGGCGACAGCCUGGACUCUUUACCGCAGGCAACCAAUGUCAUCGAGGGCACCAUUAAUCUCAGCAAGCAGGUCAAGGUCUACCUGAUGCCCAAACCAGCCAGGCGAUGAGGACCAACUUCUCUGCUGUCAGAGGACUCGUCUGAUCCGGAGGAGACCAGAACACGGCACGUUCCCUCAGCACCAACCGCACGGAGCUGGCAGAUCAGGAUGGUUUUGCGCAUGAGGAUAUUAAGGAGUACACACUUUGCAAACUCUGAGGGUCGGGGCGCCGGCAAAUCCUGUACCCCACCACGCAGGAGAAUGUUGUUCUAAGUUCCAAUAUGGCAUCUGAACUUCCUAAACUCUGUACCACUGCAGUUAAACAGGACGCUGUACAGCAGGAAGGAAUUCCAAGCUUUUGGAAUAAUUAACUUUAUUUUCUUACUGAAAGUUUGGUAUAAACAUAUUCAAGAUUCUUUGAGUUUGUUUGUUCGUUUAUUUAGAGCUACAGCACAGUAACAGGCCUUCCCGGCCCAGCAAGCCCACACCACCCAGUUACACCCAUUUGACCAAUUAAGCGACUUUGGGCUGCGGGAGGAAACCAGAGCUCCCAGAGGAAACCCACGCGGUCACGGGGAGAACAUACAAACUCCGUACAGACAGCAGUGGGAACUGAACACUGAAUACUGGCACCAUAAAGUGUUACAGUAAUGGCACUGCAUACGUAUCCGGGGUAGAAGUGUCAUGAGAAUUAGCUCUUAUUGCAGAAUUUAUUACAAAAUUCUAGUCAUUUUUCCCCUUUCCCCUUCCCCCUUCUUCCAUUCCCCACUCCCUUCUUACCCCUUCUCUUCUCAUCUGCCUAUCAUCUACCCCUGGCUCCUCCCGCCCCCUUUUCAUUCUUUCAUUGUCCACUCUCCUCUCCUAUCAGAGUCCUCCUUCUUCCACCUAUCACCUCCCAGCUUCGGCCCCCAAAGUACCCAACAUUUAAAUAGACAUUUGGACAAGUACGUGGGUUCAGUUUAAAGUUAGCUUUGUCACUUGCACAUGGAAAAAAAGCAAUGAAAUGCCAACGCAUCAUUUGCCUUCUUAACAACACUGUCAACCCGCGCAGCAGCUUUGAGUGUCCUAUCAACACGGACCCCAGAUCUCUCAGAUCCUCUACGCGCCAAGAGUCUUACCAUUUGUGUUACACUCUGCCUUCAAAUUGGACCUAUCAAAAUGAACCACUUCACACUUAUCUGGUUGAAGUCCAUCUGCCACUUCUCAGCCCAGUUCUGCAUCCUAUUGAUGCCCCACUGUGACCUCUGACAACCCUCCAGACUAUCCACAACACCCCCAACCUUUGUGUCAUCAGCAAACUUACUAAACCACCCUUAACUUCUUCAUCCAGGUCAUUUAUAAUCAUAUAUCUUAAUCACUUUCCUCUCCCCCCCCCCCCCACCUCCUUAUUCUGGCUUUUUCCCCCUUUCCAGUCCUGAUGAAGGGUCUGGGCCCAAAUCAUCAACUGUUUAUUCCUCUCCAUAGAUGCUGCCUGACCUGCUGAGUUCCUCCAACAUUUUGUGUGCGUUGCUCUGGAUUUCCGACAUCUGCAGAGUCUCUUGUGCAGAUGAAGCUCCAACAGUUUAUUUCUUCAGGGAAGCUGCCUGACCUGUAGAGCAUUUAUCAUUGUUUUUAUCUCAGAUUCCCAGCAACUGCAGGUUUUUACUUUUGUUUCCAGCUCUCCUGAUGGUCUUGCCCUUUCUAGGUCUUCGACAACCCUCUUGGAAUUUUGUGUUGCUCCAUGUCUGACCUCUCAACCAUCUCCCUACUUAUUUGCUACAUCAAUGCGGAAAGUGUGAAAUGAUUCACUUUCGAAGGUUGAAUUUGAAGUCCGAAUACAGGGUUGGCAUUCAUCAACCGUGGGUAUAAGAUCUGGUCAGACCCCACUUGGAGUACUGUGUUCAGUUCUGGUCUCCUCACUACAGGAGGGAUGUGGAUACUAUAGAGAGAGUGCAGAAGAGAUUUACAAGUAUUUUGCCCGGAUUGGAGGGAGUACCUUAUGAGAAUAGGUCGAGUGAACUUGGCCUUUUCUCCUUGGAGUGAUGGAGGAUGAAAGGUGACCUGAUAGAGGUAUACAAGAUGAUGAGGGGCAUUGAUUGUGUGGAUAACCGGAGGCUUUUCCCCGGGUUGAAAUGGCUAACACAAGGGGGCAUAAUUUUAAGGUGCUUGGAAAUAGAUACCGAGGGGUUGUCAGAGGUAGAUUUUUCACACAAGAGUGUGCUGGGUGCGUGGAGUGCACUGCCGGCGACGGUGGUGGAUGCUGAUACAAUAGGGUCUUUUAAGAGCUUCUUAGAUAGAUACACAAAGCUUAGAAAAAUAGAGGGUGAUGCAAUAGGGAAAUUCUAGACAGUUUCUAGAGUAGGCUACAUGGUUGGCACAACAUUGUGGGCCGAAGGGCCUGUAACGUGCUGUAGAUUUGUAUGCGGCUGCAAAAGGACUUGGACAGAUUAGGAGAAUGGGCGAGAAAGUGGCAAAUGACUUAAAUGUGCAGACCAUUUUCUAAAUAAGUAAAAAAUCCAAAAAUCUGAGAUGGAAAGGAAUUUGGAGUACUUGCAGGUUGAGUCGGUGGUGAGGAAGGCAAAUGCCAUGUUAGCAUUCAUUUCAAGAGGUCAGGAAUACAAGAGCAGGGAUGUGAUGCUGAGACUUUAUAAAGCACCGGUGAGGCCUCACCUUGAGUAUUGUGAACAGUUUUGGACUUCUCCUCUUAGAAAAGAUGUGCUGGCAUUGGAGAUAGUCCAGAGGAGGUUCACAAGGAUGAUUCCAGGAAUGAAAGGGUUAUCAUAUGAGGAAUGUUUUGUGGCUCUCAGUCUGCACUCGCUGGAAUUUAGAAGGAUGAUGUAAUGUUGCAGCUAUAUAGGAUCCUGGUCACGAGAGGUAAUGUUGCGGCUAUAUAGGACCCUGGUCAGACCCUACUUGGAGUACUGUGCUCAGUUCUGGUCACCUCACUACAGGAAGGAUGUGGAAACCAUAGAAAGGGUGCAGAGGGGAUUUACAAGGAUGUUGCCUGGAUUGGGGAGCAUGCCUUAUGAGAAUAAGUUGAGUGAACUCGGCCUUUUCUGCUUGGAGCGACGGAGGAUGAGAGGUGACCUGAUAGAGGUGUACAAGAUAAUGAGAGGCAUUGAUUGUGUGGAUAGUCAGAGGCUUUUCCCCAGGGCUGAAAUGGUUAGCACGAGAGGGCAUAGUUUUAAGGUGCUUGGAAGUAGGUACAGAGGAGAUGUCAGGGGUAAGUUUUUUAUGCAGAGAGUGGUGAGUGUGUGGAAUGGACUGCCGGCGAUGGUGGUGGAGGUGGAAACGAUAGGGUCUUUUAAGAGACUUUUGGAUAGGUACAUGGAGCUCAGAAGAAUAGAGGAUUAUGGGUAAAGCCUAGGUAGUUCUAAGGUAGGGAGAUGUUUGGCACAGCUUUGUGGGCCAAAGGGCCUGUUUUGUGCUGUAUGUUGUCAUGUUUCUCUAAGAAACCUUUCAAAUGUGGAAAGGCCUAGACAGAGUAGAUGUGAAAAGGGUGGGGCAGUGGAGGACAAGAGGGCAUAGCCUCAGGAUAGAGUGGUGUCCAUUUAAAAUAGAUGCAGCGAAAUUUCUUUAGCCAGCGGAUGAAUUUGUUCCACAGGCAGCUGUGGAGGCCAGGUUGUUGGAUGUAUUUAAGGUGGAGAGUGAUUGGUCACGGUGUCAAAGGUUAUGGGAAGAAGGCCGUGGAGUGGGGCUGAGGAGGGGAGAAAAGGAUCAGCCAUGAUCGAAUGGCAGAGCAGGCUCGAUGGGCCAAAUGGCCUAAUUCUGUUCCAAUGUCUUAUGACCUUAUGAUACUAGUUUUUAUUUGUUUAGAGGGAGCACAAUAGUAUCGUGCAAGUACAAAAGAGUGAUCAGGGAGGGGUAAGAGGGAACAGAAUGGGAAGGUUCAUGGCUGGUUGGAGACACUGAAAAGAUUCGGUAGAAACUCGAUGGGCUGAAUGGCUGAUUCUGAGAGACUCUUGGAUUGGUAUAUGGAUGAUAGAAAAAUGGAGAGAUUAAGUUGGAGGGAGAUGUUAGAUUGAUCUUGAAGUUAGGUUAAAAGGUGGGCGCAAUAUUGUGAGCCAAAGGGCCCACACUCUGCUGCAGGGAUCUAUGUCAUAUGUUCUUAAUGUGGAACAUAGCACAGCACAGCAUGGCCCUUUGGCCACCAAUGUGUUUCUGACCUAUCUAAACCUAAUCCCAUAUCAAUCUGACCCUUCCCCCACACAGCCCUCAUUUUCUAUCAUCCAUGUGCCUAUCUAAGAGUCUGUUAAAUAUCCCUAAUGUCUCUGCCUCUACCACCACCCCAGGCAGCAUUCCACUGUGUAAAUUCCCACCUCUGAUGCCUCCUCUAAUUUUCCCCUCAUUCACCUUAAACAGACGUCCUUGGCUACUGGCCUUUGGGGUCCUGGGAAUAAGGUGAUUUCUGUCCACUCUAUCUAUGCCUCUCCAUCUUAAACACCUCUGUCACAUCUCCUCUCCUCUUUCACUGCAAAGAGAAACUCCCCAGCUCGCUCAGCACUCCCUCAUAGGACAUGUUCUCCAAUUUUAUUUUAUUUAGAGAUACAGAGCCCAUCUGGUGAUUCGAGCCACACUGUCCAGCAACCCCUGACAACUCCAAUUUCACCCGAACAUAAUCACGGGGCGAUUUACGAUCCCCAGUUAGCCCACCCAGUACAGCUCUGGACUAUGAAAGGAAACGAGCACUCAGAAAGUUCACACAUUCCACAGGGAGGACGUGCAGAGACUCCUUACAGAGGACACCGAAAAUUAUCUCCAAAUUCUGAAACCCCGAGCUAUGCUACCAUAGUCCCCUUCCAGGCAGCAUCCUGGUAGAUCUCUUCUACACCCUCACUCUCUCUAAAAGUUCCAUACAAGUGCCAGUGAGGGUAAAAACGGAUAAAAGCGUGGAUGGAGAGCUGGUGCAGGUGGCAGGGCUUCAGGUUCUUGGAUCAUUCUGGGGGAGGUAUAACCUGUACAAAAGGGACACGUUGCACCUGAACCCAAGGGAAACCAAUAUUUGUUAGAGCUGUUGGGGAGGGUAUAAACUAAUUUGUCAGGGGGGUGGGAACCAGAGUGAAGGCACUCAGGAUAGGACGGAUGGUAAAAAAGUAAAGGUAGCGUGCCGUCAGACUGUCAAGGAAGGGCAGGUAGAUAGGACAAAAUUGCAGCCAGCAGGGUGAGUAUCAGUACAUUAGCAAUGCAGAAUCAAAAAGGGUAGCAAAUACAGUACUCAAAGUGUUAUAUCGCAAAUGUAUGGAGUAUAAGAAAUAAGGUAGAUGAUCUUGUUCCACUACUGUAUUACAGAUUCUCGGGUGUGAUGUUGUGGCCAUCACUGAACCAUGGCAGAAGGAUGGUUGUAGUUGGGAGCUGAAUGUCCAAGGUUACAUGUUGUAUCAGAGGGGUAGGAAGGUAGGCAGAGGGGGCAGCACGGCUCUGCUGGUAAAAAAAAAUAUCAUCAAAUCAUUAGAAAGAUCUGACAUAGAAUUGGAAGAUUGAAUCCUUAAGUUAAGAAACUGCAAGGGUAAAGGGACUCUGAUGGCAGUUACAUACGAGCCUCCAAAUGGGAUGUGGACCACAGAUUACAAUGGGAAAGAGAAAAGACAUAUCAAAAGGGCAAUGUUAUGAUAGUCAUGGGAGAUUUUAACAUGCAGGUAGGUUGGGAAGAUCAGAUUAGUAAUGGAUCUCAAGAAAGUGAAUUUGUUGAAUGCCUAUGAGAUUUUUUUUUAUAGAGCAGUUUGUCAUUGAGCCUGUAAGGGGAUCAGCUAUACUGGAUUGGGUGUUAUGCACUGAACUGGAGGUGAUAAGGGAGCUUAAGGUAAAGGACCUUUAGGAGACAGUGAUCACAAUAUGAUUGAGUUCUACUUGAAAUUUGAUAGGGAGAAAGUGAAGUUUGAUGAAACAGUAUUUCAGUGAAGUAAAAUAAAUUACAGUGGUAUGAAAGGGCAGUUGGCCAAAGUAAAUUGGAAGGAGAUGCUGGCAGGGAUGACAACACAGCAGUAAUAGCUUGAGUUUCUGGGAAAAAUGAGGAAGGUGCGGGAUAGAUGUAUUCCAAAAACAAAGAAAUACUCAAAUGGCAAAAUAGUACAACUGUGGCCAACAAGGGAAGUCAAAGCUAAUUGUAAAAGCAAAAGAGAAGGCAUACACCAAAACAAAAAUUAACUGGUAAAUUGAGGUUUGAGAAGCUUUCAAAAACCUACAGAAAACAACUAAAUGAGUAUUUUGCAUCAGUCUUCACUGUGGAAGAUACUAACAGUGUGCCAGGUGUUGAAGGGUGUGAGGGAAGCGAAAUGAAUGCAGUGAGAACUAGCUGUAAAGAUUGUGGAGGCAAUAGUAAUGAUCUUUCACAAAUCAUUUGACUCUGGCAUGGCUCCAGAGGACUGGAAAAUUGCAGAUGUCAGCCUAUGCUUUAAGAAAGGAGGAAGGCAGAACCAAGGAACUUACAGUCCAGUUAGCCUAACCUCAGUGGUUGGGAAGAUGUUGGAGUCAAGUAGGAUAGAUAAAGGGGGUGCAGUGGAUGUUGUAUAUUUGGACAUUCAGAAGACUUUUGACAAGCUGCCACACAUGAGGCUGCUUACCAAGUUAAGGCCCAAUGGUAUUACAGGUAAGUUACUGGCAUGGUUAGAGUUUUGGCUGAUUGGUAGGAGGCAGUGGGUGGGAAUAAAAGGAUCCUUUCCUGGUUGGCUGCCAGUGACUAGUGGUUUUCUAUAGGAGUCAGUGUUGGGACUGCUUUUUAUGCUGUGUAUCAGUGAUUUAGAUGAUGGAAUAGAUGGCUUUGUUGCCAAGUUUGCAGAUGAUAUGAAGAUCGGUGGAGAGACAUGUAGUGUUGAAGAAACAGGUAGGCUGCAGAAGGACUUAGAUUAGGAGCAUGGCAAGAAAGUGGCAAAUGAAAUAUAAUGUUGGAAAAUGCAUGGUCAUGCAAGUUGAUAGAAGAAAUAAAUGUGCAGACUAUUUUCUAAACGGGGAGAAAAUCCAAACAUCUGAGAUGCAAAGGAUCUUGGGAGUCCUUGUGCAGAACGCCUAAAGGUUAUCUUGCAGGUAGAGUUGGCGGUGAGGAAGGCAAAUGCAAUGUUAGAAUUCAUUUCAAGAGGCCUAGAAUAUAAGCAACAUGCACAACACGCUGGAGGAACUCAGCAGGUCGGGCAGUAUGCGUGGAGACGAACAGUCAACGUUUUGGGCCGAGACCCUUCGUCAGGACUGAUCCCUUCAUCAGGACUGAUUGGUAGGAGGCAGUGACUGGGAAUAAAAGGAUCCUAAAACAUAAGAGCAGGAAUGUGAUGCUGAGGCUUUAUAAGAUAUUGGUGAGGCCUCGCCUUGAGUGUUGUGAACAGUUCUGGGCUCCUCAUUUAAGAAAAGAUGUGCUGGCAUUGGAGAGGGUUUGGAGAAGGUUCAGAAGAGGUUCGCAAGGAUGAUUCUGGAAAUGAAAGGGCAAUCAUAUAAGGAACAUUUAAUAGCUCUGGGUUUGUACUCGCUGGAAUUCAGAAGGACGAGGGGGGAUCUCAUUGAAACCUUUUGAAUGUUGAAAGGCCUAGACAGAGUAGAUGUGGAAAGGAUGUUUUCCAUAGUGGGAGAGUCUAGGACAAGAGGGCACAGCCUCAGGAUAGAGGGGUGUCCAUUUAAAACAGAGAUGCGGAGAAAUUUCUUUAGCCAGAGGGUGGUGAAUUUAUGGAAUUUGUUACCACAGGCAGCUGUGGAGGCCAGGUCAUUGAGCAUAUUUAAGGUGAAGAUUGAUAGGUUCUUGAUUGCACAUGGCAUCAAAAGUUACGGUGAGAAGGCUGGGGAGUGGGGCUGAGGAGGGGAAAAAUAAAUCGGCCAGGAUUGAAUGGCAGAGCAGACUCAAUGGGCCUAAUUCUGCUCCUAUGUCUUAUGGUCUUAUUGUUUAUCCUUCCUAUAAUGAGGCGUCCCGAACUGAACACAAUACUCAUCUCUGCGCUGCAAUGAGGCUGCGGCCUGCAGCUAAUUGGCUCCUGAAUCAGCUACCGGCUUCGUGUCUGUGAGCUCACUUUGGUGAACUUCAGUACUGAAUGUUAUUUGCUUACUUUCAUUAUUGCAAUUUGUUUUCUCUGCACAGCAGGUGUUUGACAGUCUUCUUGUUCAUAUGGAUUCCAUUGGGUUUCUUUGUUUUGUGGCUGUCUGUAAGGAGACAAAUCUCGAAGCUGUAUAUAGUAUACAUACCUAGAUAAUAAAUGUACUUUGAACUUUGAAUUAAGUGUGAUAAAACCAGUCUUGAUAUGGACCAGGACACAAUUGGGACUUGUUCUGGGACCAAUAUAGGUAAAGAAUUCUGAAGAAGAGCCUUCGAUCAGAAACACUUAACUUUCCAUUGUGAUGCCUGAGCAUCAUUCCAGAGUUUUUAGAUUUUAUUUCAUAAUUUGUACUUGUCUAAAAGCAGGCAAAUAUCAAACAUUUUCCCAUUCUGGUACAAAAUUCAUUGACAUGAAAUAUUGACAGGUGAUGUCUAACCAGCUGGGAUUUCCAGCAACAACUUCUUCUCUAAACAUUACCGUUAUUUGUCACAUGUACAGCGAGAUGCUUCGCGUGCAACAAAUACCAUCAGCGAGGACGUGCGGGGGGCAGCCACAAGUGUCGCCACGCUUCUGACACCAGCACAGCACGCCCACAACUCACUAACCCUAACCCGUACGUCUUUGGAGUGUGGGAGGAAACCAGAGCACCCGGAGGAAACACACUCAGUCCCGAGGUGAACGUACAAACUCCUUACAGACCACGAUGGGAACCAAACACCGGUCUAACACCUGGCGCUGUAAUAGCACUAGCUAACCACUAAACUUCCAUCACAUCCCGUGACAACUUCAGUUCUCUCUGACCGGUCCUUAACUCUCAAACCCUGCAGGCUAAAUGAUUGGCCUCCUCUACUGUAAAGAUGAAGCCACACUCAGGUUGGAGGAACAACACCUUAUAUUCCGUCUGGGUAGCCUCCAACCUGAUGGCAUGAACGUUGACUUCUCUAACUUCUGCUAAUGCCCCACCUCCCCCUCGUACCCCAUCUGUUAUUUAUAUACACACAUUCUUUUUCUCUCUUGUCUUUUUCUCCCUCUGUCCCUCUCACUAUACCCCUUGCCCAUCCUCUGGGCUUCCCCCCUCCCCCUU
Mobula hypostoma (lesser devil ray) is the source of this 11973-nucleotide messenger RNA. RefSeq names its product integrator complex subunit 4 (gene ints4). Gene Ontology annotation, biological process: snRNA processing. Gene Ontology annotation, cellular component: integrator complex. Lineage: Eukaryota; Metazoa; Chordata; Chondrichthyes; Myliobatiformes; Myliobatidae. The transcript is spliced from 23 exons. Bases 52 to 2970 code for a protein of 972 amino acids. The record is from RefSeq and is a predicted model, not a curated record.